Rubroshorea leprosula is the source of this 504-nucleotide messenger RNA. The record is from the annotation of a GenBank genome assembly. Lineage: Eukaryota; Viridiplantae; Streptophyta; Magnoliopsida; Malvales; Dipterocarpaceae.
AAUAGCUUUUCUUAAUGAGAUGAAGCUCAAGGCAAUGUACCCUAACUUGGAUAUAACCGAGGUCAGAUUCUCAGAUGACAUGGAGGUCAAGGGAUUUGGAUUGGAUGUUAGAGGCAUAUUAGGAUUGGGUUUUCCUUUUGUCUAUAAAAAGGGGGGGGGGGUUUCGGCUUCUAAAGAAGGAGGAUUGGAAUGGAAGAUUGGAAAAUUGGGGAAACAAAUCCGGAAAGAGGGGAAGAAAAUUGGUGAAGCCUAGAAUGAGUAUUGAGAGAUCAAGAGUGAGAAAGGCAAAUAAGAAAGUUGUACUUAGACUUCAAGAAAUAAAGUCUUGAUUUUUUCUAUUUUCUGCAGGUGUGCAUCAUUCUUAAUUUUCUUUUUCUUUUUCUUUUGCGUUGCCUUCCUAUUGUAUUCUGUUCUUUCUCAUUUUCUUUUGCUUUUGGUGAUUGCUUGAUUCCCCUUUUAAGUCGUUUUCUUCCAUGUUUGCUGAAAUUAAUCUUGAUUGAAAAA